AUGCAAAAAGUUCAUAAGUUGAUGGCCUUGGAGAAGAUUCAAACUGAGCUGUUGAAGGAGAAAGUGCAGCAGAGGAGACAGACCAUCUUGUCCAAAUUUGAAAAGAUGCGGGAAUUCCAGGCUGAAGAGGAGGCCCAGCAACUCCAUAACCUGGCAUUGGAAGAAGAGAAGGUGCUUCGGAAAUUGGAGGAAAUGAAGAGCCAAGUUUCUCAGCAGGGCACCAUCCUGAAGGAGUUGAUCGGGCGCCUGGAGGAGAAGUGUGAGAAACUGGCACUGGAGUUGCUGCAGGAUGUUGAAACCUUAUUGAGUAGGUGUGAAGCUGCAGAGCUGCAGGUGUCCUGGGACGUGUCUGUGGAACUGAGGAGUGUGUGCCACGUGUUUGGAAUGAGGGAGAUGCUGUGCAAAUUCCAAGCUCCGAUGAGGUUGGAUGAAGACGCAGCAAAUCCCAGCCUGAUGAGUGAAUCCUUGGAGUCUGCAAAGAAGCAACACACAGGAAAGGAUUUGCGGCCCAAACACGGAUUUUGGACAAUAGCCAUGAAGAAUGACAAUUUCUAUGCUGGAAAGAUUUGUUUCCCUGUGAGGGGUUCCCCGAAAAUGGUGGGAGUCUAUGUGAACUAUGAGGUGAGAACAGUGUCAUUUUAUAAUCUGACCAACAGAAUUCACAUAUAUAGUUAUCAGGGCUCCAAUUUCUCUGGUUCACUUUGUCCCAUAUUUCUCAGUGUGUCCAGAUAG
This is a messenger RNA of Ornithorhynchus anatinus (platypus), 732 nucleotides long. RefSeq names its product E3 ubiquitin-protein ligase TRIM58-like. Gene Ontology annotation, molecular function: protein binding. The coding region runs from base 1 to 732 and encodes 243 amino acids. The record is from RefSeq and is a predicted model, not a curated record. The transcript is spliced from 6 exons. Lineage: Eukaryota; Metazoa; Chordata; Mammalia; Monotremata; Ornithorhynchidae.